Messenger RNA from Haliotis rubra (blacklip abalone), 3068 nucleotides. RefSeq names its product flocculation protein FLO11-like. NCBI's taxonomy places the organism in Eukaryota, Metazoa, Mollusca, Gastropoda, Lepetellida, Haliotidae. The transcript has 11 exons. The record is from RefSeq and is a predicted model, not a curated record. Bases 65 to 2368 code for a protein of 767 amino acids.
UCUGUCUCUGGCCCCCGUGUUACAGUUAACGGUAGGAUCAAGGCGAGCCACCAGCGACACCAACAUGUCUUGUUUACUGAAACUGUUUGUGUUGGGGUCAAGUCUUGUCUACAUGGCCAGUGGUCACUAUGUAAAUACAACGAGGUCAAAACGGCAAGCUGGACCAAACUGUCUGUUUUGUGAUAGAGUAAACCUGCCCCAUGACUGUCACCAGAAACUACAGUGUGAGUCAGACGAGGCGUGUUUUACUGACCAGUACAUCACAGAACAGGGACACGUCUUCUAUAAAGUUGGAUGCAGAGCACAAUCACUCUGUGGUACUGGCGCCGUGAAAGGCCGAAGGUCAGCGGUCAGCGGUCGUGAUGUCGCCGUCCACGUGUGCGAGGACUGCUGUGUCGGGGAAUACUGUAACAGAAAGGGAUGCAGCGCGGGACCUCCCAAGGGAACAACGUGUUAUAACUGUGAUUCCAUCAAAGAACCAUCUCGAUGUGAGAAGGUGACAGCCUGUGAAGAAAAUCAGCAAUGCUACAUCGAUGAGGUUCUCACUGACCAAUACGAACUGCGCUUCAAUCUUGGAUGCGUAGAUACGUAUACCUGUGGAAAGAUCACCCAAGGACAAGGCAAGAGGGCAGAUUCCCUGAGCACGUUGUGUACGAGAUGCUGCGACACCGACUACUGCAACCUAGCGUGUGGACAGAAUGCCAACUAUCCUCCAACAAAGCCUACUGUUUCAGCAUCUACGACGAAAGCUAUUCCAACAACUACUACUGCAAAGGUGAUUACAACUACAACUUUAACGACCGUAGUUACAUCUACUCCGACAACAAUGACUACUACACCUAAUAUGAAAACUACCAUCACCGCGAAGACAAUGAGUACGACGUCGAAAUCAGUGCCCACACCGACAACUACUGCAUAUUCAUCAAGUACUUCUACGACCGCAACGUCAACAGUCACAGACACAUCUACUAUUACAACGCCAACUUCGACAGCCGCAUCAACAUCUACAGUUUCAGCUACGCCAAUGACCUCGACAGAGACGACAUCUUCCACCACUUUUCAACCCACCACUGAAUCUAGUGCCUCGCCAACAUCAGCUACAGUAGGCAUGCAGACAUCACCAACAUCAUCAAUGUCCUCUCCAUCAUCUUCAGACACGUCACCGUCCACACAGGUAUCCGCGACGACAUCGUUAUCUUCAGAUACCCCACCGUCAACUUAUGUAUCUAUAACAACAACAGCGUCAUCAGCUACCCCAACACCAUAUGUCGAUGCGUCGACGUCACCGUCUUCUGGCAAUCCGACAUCACCGUCUGUUUCCAUGACAACAGAUUCGUUUUCAGGCACACCGUCAUCUGCAUCCAUGACAACAGAUGCGUUUUCUGAUACUCCAAGUUCACCAUCUGUUGUCAUGUCAACAGAUUCACUAAGCACGCAACCGACACAAUAUGUCGAUUCAUCAACAUCAUUGUCUUCCAACAAUCCGCCGUCAUCGUCUGUUUCCAUGACAACAGAUGUGUUACCCGAUACCCCACCGUCGUCAUCCGCUGCCAUGACAACAGGUUUGUCAUCAAGCGUCCAGCCAGGAGUACAGGUCGAUUCAUCAACAUCCUCGAAUACAGACACACCGUCUUCAUCUUUUGUUUCCAUGACAACAGAUGUGUCUUCAGACACCCCAGCUUCACCAUCUGUUUCCCAGACGACAGAUUCCUCAUUAGGCACUCAACCAACACCUUAUGUCGAUUCAUCAACUUCCUCGAAUACAGACACUCCGCCGUCAUCUUUUGUUUCCAUGACAACAGAUGUAUCUUCAGAUACCCCAACUUCUGCUCCUGUUUUCGAGACGACAGAUUCCUCAUUGGGCACACAACCAACACCAACACCAACAACAUUGUCUUCCAACACUCCGCCGUCAUCGACUGUUUCCAUGGCGACGGAUGAAAUCACGGAAACCACUAUUGCCGACACAGCAGCAACCGACACCACCACCACCACCACCACCACCACCACCACAACAUCAACAACAACACGUGCUCCGGCUGUGUGUUAUGAGUGCCAGUUCGAGAGUGACAUGUCCCAGUGUAGACACUCACUUCGCUGUGAUGAACACCAUCCGUCGGGAAAAGAUUACACAUGCUUUUCGGGUAGAGUUCAAGAUAAUGGAUGCUACUUUACUGCUGCUUGUAUAGAACUGGAGGCAUGCUCGGUCCUGAGGAAUACUACAAAGAACGGAGACAGCAUCACCUUCGAGGGCAAUCAGUACGACGACGUUGAGUGCUGUGAUGGCGUAAACUGUAAUCACAGAGACCUUGUAAUAUCACCAGAGCUCCACGCACUGCACCACUGUGACGAACUGGUAAAUCCUUGACUUGGACUAUAGAUUGACGGAUUGGUAAAUCCUUGACUUGGACUAUAGAUUGACGGAUUGGUCAAUCCUUGACUUGGACUAUAUGUAGAUUGACGGAUUGAUCAACCUUGACUUGGACUAUAGAUUGACGGAUUGGUCAAUCCUUGACUUGGACUAUAUGUACAUUGACGGAUUGGUCAAUCCUUGACUUGGACUAUUGAUUGACGGACUGGUCAAUCCUUGACUUGAACUAUAUGUAGGUUGACGGAUUGGUCAAUCCUUGACUUGGACUAUAGAUUGACGGAUUGGUCAAUCAUUGACUUGGACUAUAGAUUGACGGAUUGGUCAAUCAUUGACUUGGACUAUAGAUUGACGGAUUGGUCAAUCCUUGACUUGGACUAUAGAUUGACAGAUUGGUCAAUCCUUGACUUGAACUAUAUGUAGAUUGACGGAUUGGUCAAUCCUCGACUUGAACUAUAUGUAGGUUGACGGAUUGGUCAAUCCUUGACUUGGACUAUAGAUUGACGGAUUGGUCAAUCCUUGACUUGGACUAUAGAUUGACGGACUUGUCAAUCAUUGACUUGGACUAUAUAUAGAUUGACGGAUUGGUCAAUCCGUGACUUGGACUAUAGAUUCCUGUACAAGAAGCUUCAUUUUGGGUUGGCUCAUUACAUCAUUACCAUUGCUUUAUCAUUGGAAAUAAAACGUGAUUGUGACAUGA